AAUACCCCUGCCGUUCCCUGCCGGCAUGAUUCCCGGAGAGCCGGUGAGGGGUCGCCUCGGAACGCUGGCGGCGGAAACCUAUCCGAACCGCUUUUCGGCAAUCAGCUAAGGAUGAAAAAUCGAAGAUAUCCCGUCACAAUUUCAAUGUCGGCAGCACAAAGCCGGGCCCUUACCGUCAUCCCGGGCCAAGCCCAGGGCCGGGUCAUCUUUUCAGAUAUCCCACUCAGCUUCAUGAUGGGCGUCGACUCCAAGACGGGCAUCGUAGCGGAUGCCCACCACCCACUCCAUGGAACAUCUCUCAAAGGCUCUGUUCUCGUCAUCCCUGCCGGCCGCGGAUCCUGCUCCGGUAGCAGCGCACUCGCAGAGUUGAUACUCUCCGGCAACGCCCCUGCAGCCCUCAUAUUCAGGGAUCUGGAGAUGAUCCUUACCUUGGGCGUCUUGGUGGCCGACAAAAUGUUCGACAAGCGCAUUCCGAUCAUCUUCCUUUCAGACCCCUCGCUGUUCGACAUGUUCCGCCAAGCAUUGGCGGUGCAGAUAAACGAGACGAGCUUGUCAGUUUCACCAGGUGGUCAGAAGAUUGAUUUGGUGCCACAGAGCACAAAGGCGGUUGAGUUGAAUUCGACGGACAAAUCCAUGUUGUCUGGGGAGGAGGGCGAAGCUUCUCGUAUAGCGAUGGAGAUUGUCGUCAAGUACGCCACAGUACAGGGGGCUCAACGUCUGAUAGAUGUUUCCCAAGUCCAUGUGGACGCUUGCGCUUAUGUCGGCGAAAGCAGCCUCCUUGUUCCUGAGCGUUUGCUCUCCCUCGGUGGACAGUUUGUGGUGCCAUCGACUUGCAACUCUCUCAAUGUCGAUCGACAGAGGUGGAAGGAACUGGGCGCCAGUCCCGAGAUUUCCGAGAUAGCGAACAAAAUAGGGGAUACGUAUCUCAAGCUGGGAGCCAAGAUGAGCUUCACGUGCGCUCCAUACUUACUCGAAAGUAAACCGAAAGCCGGAGAGCAAAUCGGAUGGUCCGAGUCCAACGCAGUAGUAUUCGCGAACAGUGUGCUGGGAGCGCAUACGCAGAAGUACCCUGACUACAUGGACGUUUUCAUCGCUUUGACUGGAAGGGCUCCAUAUGCUGGAUGCCAUGCCCCAGAGGGUAGGAAUCCGACUGUCAUAGUCAAGGUCCCUCAGUUUCGGACUUUCGAUCAGUCUAUGUUUCCCCUCGUUGGAUACAGCAUAGGUAAUGUUGUUGCCGCCAAAAUCCCUUUCAUAGUUGGUAUGGAGUCAACAAAACCAUCCGUGUCAGAUCUGAAGGCCUUUGGGGCAGGUUUUGCGACAACAUCAGCUGCUCCCAUGUUUCACAUGAACGGUAUCACGCCAGAGGCCGCAAUUUUUGAGAAGGCGCUCGUUAGUUUAAAAACCGUCCAAGUGACCGUAUCUGACCUUCAACUCGCUUGGAGGCAGCUCAAUACAGCCACAGAGCCCUCUAUAGACAUCGUCUCUCUGGGAAAUCCGCAUUUUUCCCUUGAAGAAUUCUCUCAGCUUGCUCAAGUGUGUCGGAACAGAAAGAAGUCAUCAAGUGUCGAGUUGAUGAUCACCACCAGCCGAAACGCUUACAAAGACGCUCUGGAUCUCGGCUACUUGGAAGUCAUCGAGAGCUUCGGUGGCCGGCUGAUAACGGAUACUUGUUGGUGCAUGAUAGAAGAACCAGUGGUACCUCUCAAGGCAAGAAAUGUCAUGACAAACUCAGCCAAGUAUGCCCAUUACGGUCCUGGCAUUGUGGGCAAGAAGUUUCACUUCGGUGAUGUUGUGGCGUGUAUCACUGCGGCGAUUAGAGGUCAUAGAGAAGAAGAUGAGAUCAGCCCACCAUGGCUUUUCUACUGA
Molecule: messenger RNA, 1866 nt
Organism: Colletotrichum orchidophilum
Lineage: Eukaryota; Fungi; Ascomycota; Sordariomycetes; Glomerellales; Glomerellaceae
Exons: 2
Source: RefSeq, a predicted model, not a curated record